Anopheles nili is the source of this 2859-nucleotide messenger RNA. RefSeq names its product WD repeat-containing protein 47. Bases 1 to 2859 code for a protein of 952 amino acids. Gene Ontology annotation, molecular function: protein binding. The transcript is spliced from 9 exons. The record is from RefSeq and is a predicted model, not a curated record. NCBI's taxonomy places the organism in Eukaryota, Metazoa, Arthropoda, Insecta, Diptera, Culicidae.
AUGUCGCCGGCGAGAUUAUCACUCCGCGAGGAGGACAUCGUGCGGUUGGCGCUGGAGUUUCUCAACAACCGCGAGCUACACAUCUCGCAGCUGUCGCUCGAACGCGAAACGGGCGUCAUCAACGGACAGUACUCGGACGAUGUGCUGUUCCUGCGGCAGCUCAUCCUUGACGGCCAGUGGGAUGACGUGGUGGAGUUCAUCCAGCCGCUCGAGGCGCUGCAAAACUUCGACAUGAAACAGUUCAAGUACAGCAUCCUGCGCCACAAGUACAUUGAGUUGCUGUGCAUUAAAUCGGAGGCCGGUGGGCUCGCGGCCGGUCCGCCUCUCAUCAACAACGUCGAAGGUGCCGUUGAGGAGGUAGUCCAGGUGCUGGGUGAGCUCGAGAAGCUGUGUCCUUCGAAGGAGGAGUACUCGGGCUUGUGCCUGCUGCUGACGCUUCCCAAACUCGGCGAUCACAUGCAGUACCGAGACUGGAAUCCUAGCAAGGCCCGUGUGCAGUGCUUCCGGGAGAUCUUCCCGCUGGUGGAGAAGUUUCUGCCCGGUGACAAGAAACUCGGUUCAGCCGGUGGGCUGUUGAGUGCGAAGAAUGACCGGCUGGUGCAGCUGCUGAUCAAGGGUGUGCUGUACGAGUCGUGUGUGAACUACUGCCAGGUGAAGGCAACCGGGACGGCGGACUCGGCGAGUCAGAAAAUCAACUUCUCACGUGUGCUGGAUGGCUCGAUAGGAUUUACCGACUCCGAUCUCUCGCUACUGAGCUGGCUCCAGAGCAUACCAGCGGACACGUUUUCGGUGCCGUUCGAACAGAAAACACUCAACGUGGACGUGGAGCGCCUCGAGAAACCAUCGCUCGAAACCUCCUGGACCGAGCACAUGCUCAUCACGCCAAUCAAGCCGAAAACGUUCCCUCACUCUGUGAUGCCAUUCACGCGGCCACGAAGUGCCGCCGACAUCAUGACCCGCUCGCUGUUGCCUUCGCUGGAUGCCGUCUCGAGUUGUCUAAACCCGAAAGCACCGAACGAAUCGUUCCCGAUGUCCCGUUCCAGUUUCGCCAGUUUCCACCUGACCGGCAUCAAGCCGAGCAGCGGCAAGCUGAUGACCUCCAGCGUGGACCGGUUAUUUGAGAACGGAGACGGCGGCGAGACGUACCGGAGCAGUAACUUUGCGGAGUACCAGCAGGGACUCCCGUCGAUUGACGAGAUUGCUUCCGUACAGUCGAAAUCACCCGACCUGCAGGCGGUGGCCGGUGCCGUGGUCAAAGCGUGCGACAUUCAUCAGAACAGUGCCGAGCGGGACAGUCCCAACACGACCAACUCGACCGCCAAGAGCUCCCGGCGGGACUCGCUGUCCGAGAAGGUAACGACGGCGCAACAACCGGUGCCAACGGGACUCCCGCACCACAGUCAACCGCAUGCGUCGGUGCCUCCGUCAGCGAUCUCAACGCCAGGCAGUACCGCCGGUCCAAACAGUGCCAACAGUCCGGUGCCACUCAUACCGGCAGGGGCUUCUCUACCACCGCCUAACGUUGCUGGGGUCAUCUACGAUCAGCCCAAACCAACAGUGAACCCCGCAAACAAUCCUCCAGCAGCCAAUAAUUACGGAACGAUCAACGUUAACACAACCACCGACGGUGCUGGAGGAGGUGGCGAGUUGUACGAAAAGUUCAAGCAACAGAAGCAGAACAAGGAGAGUGACUAUAUUAUGAACGGAAACCCCACAAUUGUUCCGCCGGCACAUAUGAACAACGCAGGACCUACGUCGCCAGCAUUGACCGGCCAAACCAACGGCAAUGGGGCACCACCGGUUAUGGGAGUGUAUCCAUCGGAAGACAUGAUCGGGAACAAGGAUUAUGAGCAAUCGGACCAAAAUCGGCCACGAUUUGUGGCGGUGACCACACUCGAGGAUGUCCAGGCGGUGCGUUGUGCGGAGUUCCACCCGAACGGACGCAUCUACGCGGUUGGUUCGAACUCGAAGACGUUCCGCAUCUGCGAGUACCCAUCGCUUUCGGAGAUCAGGGAAGAUCACAGUACCUACCAACCUACAGUGCUGUUCAAGCGAACGAAGCACCACAAGGGUUCGAUCUACUGCAUGGCCUGGUCACCGGCAGGUGAUCUCAUCGCGACUGGCUCGAACGACAAAACGGUCAAGCUGAUGCGCUUCAACGAAUCGCAAAAGCAGCUCGAGGGCCAAGAGAUGGAGCUGACCAUGCACGACGGUACGGUUCGGGAUCUGUGCUUUCUCGAGGAUAGCUCGAACAAAUCGAGCCUACUGAUCAGUGGAGGCGCGGGUGACUGUAAGAUCUACGUCACGGACUGCGAAACAUCCACCCCGUUCCAGGCGCUCAGUGGCCACGGUGGACACGUCCUGUCGCUCUAUAACUGGGGUGGCGUGAUGUUCGUGUCCGGAUCGCAGGAUAAAACCGUGCGAUUCUGGGAUUUGCGUACGCGAGGAUGCGUCAACAUGGUUACCCCCGCCACGUCACCGGGCUCACGGCAAGGAUCACCGGUGGCGGCGGUUUGUGUCGACCCAUCCGGUCGAUUGCUGGUGUCAGGCCACGAGGACAGCUCCUGCGUGCUGUACGACAUCAGAGGCAACCGACCGAUCCAAUGUUUCAAACCACAUUCCGCCGAUGUCAGAUCUAUUCGAUUUUCACCCUCCGCGUACUAUCUGUUGACCGCCGGUUACGAUAACAAGCUCGUCCUGACAGACCUUCAAGGAGACCUCACGAUGCCAUUACCGUCGGUGGUCGUUGCGCAACACACGGACAAGGUGAUAUCGGGCCGCUGGCAUCCGGUCGAUUUCUCGUUUCUCUCCACCUCGGCUGACAAGACGGCCACCCUGUGGGCGCUGCCACCGAUCUAG